CUCGCGGUCACGCAGUUGAUAUUGGCCAAAAUUUCUACGGAAAACAAAAAAAAAUUAACUGCGUAGUUCAAGAGAAAUAAAGUGCGUCCUAAACAACAAGUAGUAAUACUUUACAACACAACAACAAGAACAGCAACAACGAGAAAAACGCUCAACUAGCGAAAAGCACAUAGGAAAAAACAAAAACAAAACAUCGAUAUGGCCAGCCGAAAGAAAUCUUUGCUGAAAGUCAUCAUAUUGGGGGACAGCAGCGUUGGCAAGACCUCACUGAUGAAUCAAUAUGUAAACAAACGCUUCUCUAAUCAGUAUAAAGCAACGAUCGGAGCUGACUUUUGCACGAAAGAAGUUGUCGUCAAUGAUCGCGUCGUCACAAUGCAGAUUUGGGACACGGCUGGUCAAGAGCGCUUCCAAUCACUCGGUGUGGCCUUCUAUCGUGGCGCCGAUUGUUGUGUGCUCGUUUACGAUGUAACGGCGCCCAACUCUUUCAAGAAUCUUGACUCGUGGCGUGAUGAGUUCUUAAUACAGGCCAGUCCACGGGAUCCCGAGCAUUUCCCCUUCGUGGUGCUGGGCAAUAAAGUGGACCUAGAUAACCGUCAAGUGUCGACGCGCAGAGCCCAGCAGUGGUGCCAAUCGAAAAACGAUAUACCCUACUACGAGACUUCAGCCAAGGAGGGCAUCAACGUUGAGAUGGCGUUUCAAACCAUAGCAAAGAAUGCGCUAGAACAAGAGACGGAGGCUGAACUCAUCAACGAUUUCCCCGAUCAAAUACGCUUGAAUUCUGAUAAUAAUCGUCCAGGCAACACCGACAAUUGUCAAUGCUAAUGCAACAGCAGCAGGCUGCAGCAUCAACAAAUGGAGUUCAAUAUGAAUACAGAAGAAGAAUACAACGCAAAGUGCAUAAUUACACAAUCUAUAUUAUACAUAAUAGUACAUACAUAAAUAACAGCAUAUAUUAUGAGUAUAAAAAGCAAAUAUAAAAAAUGCAGAGAUCGGGAAGCAGAUGGAGAUGGAAAUGGAAAUGGAGAUAAAGAACAACAGCAAAGUGUACACGUUUAAGAUUAAGUAAAACAA
Messenger RNA from Drosophila nasuta, 1071 nucleotides. Its product is annotated as ras-related protein Rab-7a-like. The record is from RefSeq and is a predicted model, not a curated record. The coding region runs from base 199 to 822 and encodes 207 amino acids. Gene Ontology annotation, cellular component: lysosome; late endosome; phagocytic vesicle. Gene Ontology annotation, biological process: endosome to lysosome transport; phagosome-lysosome fusion. Lineage: Eukaryota; Metazoa; Arthropoda; Insecta; Diptera; Drosophilidae. The transcript has 5 exons. Gene Ontology annotation, molecular function: GTP binding; GTPase activity.